This is a messenger RNA of Rhopilema esculentum, 5011 nucleotides long. Its product is annotated as C3a anaphylatoxin chemotactic receptor. Gene Ontology annotation, molecular function: G protein-coupled receptor activity. The record is from RefSeq and is a predicted model, not a curated record. Gene Ontology annotation, biological process: G protein-coupled receptor signaling pathway. Lineage: Eukaryota; Metazoa; Cnidaria; Scyphozoa; Rhizostomeae; Rhizostomatidae. Gene Ontology annotation, cellular component: membrane.
UUUUGUAAUUAUUUCGAUUUAUAUGUAGUAAAAAGACCAUUAAAAGUUGAAUGCUGCAAUGUCGUUUUAUUUGUUUUUAACCUAAUUUUUGCUUGUAAAUAUUUGCAAGCAAAGUUUAUGAUGCAAUAUGGGCCCUUAAAAAGCGGCACAGCGAAAUCAUUAACUUGUAGUAAUUAGAGUCGGCAAAGAAGGGCCGACAAAGAAGGUGCAACUACAUUCAUUGACUUUUUAGGAACACCAACUGGCUUUUCUUUGAUUCUAAGUGUAAUUUGAAUCUUAAAAGAAAAGAGGCAAUUUGAGGAAAGAAAUUACUUAUUUACAUUUGGCAUCUUUCGAUUAGAAAAAAAUGUGUACAGCAGCUCAGCCAACAAAUGCUUAAAACAAGUAGAUUCAAAUAUUUACAAAGAUGAUAAUGCUUCUAUUCGUAUCGUUUAUUUUUACCCAAUUAAUCAAAGUAAUAAAGUUGGUCAACAAAGAAAAUGAAGUUUGGUUUAAAAAGGAAAAACCAGAGAAUACGUUGUCAGCAAAGGCUUUGAAUAUUCACGUUCAAGAUGUCUGCCAAUACUUCCAAUAAUAUUUGUGAUCAAAACGGCCAGUCUGGCUUCAACGAGUCAACUUUCAACAAGACAUGCGCUUCAAGGCAACUGGGAUUUUCCCCUUUCUUGUCAACAGAAGCAAGAGUCUCUUUGAUUGCUGUUUAUUGCCUGAUUUUUGCUCUUGGAUUCCUUGGAAAUGCUCUUGUCCUUUACAUCAUAGGAAAGAAACGGGAGCUGACUGGUGGAGACACGUUCAUUCUGUCGCUUGCAUUUGCCGAUUUGCUGGCGUCUGUUUUUGUGCCAGUGCUCGUAAUCCACGACUUGGUGUCCAAUCUGAAAUGGCAGCUCGGUGCGGCAAUGUGCAAGAUAUUGCCGUCCAUCUCACCAGUCACUCUCAUUGUGUCGUCCUGGUCUUUGGUUCUGAUUGCGAUUGAUCGUUACAGAGUGAUUAAAAAACCACUGGCACAACGAAUAUCUCAAAAACUAAAAUGCGCAGCUGUGGUUUUCUCGUGGAUUUUUGCUGUGCUGCUUUCAUUGCCAUACACCUUGAGCCAAAAAAUCCACAACGAACAUUUGUGCAUUGAAGACUUCAACUUUAUGGAUCCCAAAACGAAAAGUGCUUACGUUUGUUUAUGGUUGUUUGUCGGUUGGAUUAUGCCCUUGUUCGCGGUUUCAAUCAUUUAUUGCCUCUGUUCGCAAGAGCUUCAAAGAAACCAUUUUGGUAAAGAAACCAAUGACACGACAAGAAAAAGAGCUAUGGAGAAUAGAAGGGUAGUCAAGUUAUUUGUUACCCUUGUCAGUAUGUUCGCUAUUCUCACUUUGCCCUACUCUGUAUUUUACAUUACAGUCCACUUUGUUUUGACGUAUUUAAGAAAAGAGGCAAAUUUUGAUCUGAUCUGGACAUUGAACUAUCUUCUUUUUGUGCUCACAAACAUUAAUAGCUGCACAAAUCCCCUUAUUUACGCUAAAAUGCACAAAGAAAUAAAUAGUUUUGCUGGCAAGGCAUGGCGGAGAAUCAGAUGCAUUGCUAAGUCUCCUGCAGAUAACAGGUCAAUGGAGGCCUCGUUUUCUGACAUGAAGACUACUAUUCAGUCAUCUCAAUAUGGAAAGAAUAAUAAAGAAGUCGAGCAAAAAUUCACAAACAAAGCUUUUAGUGAUUUAGAGUAAAGUGUUGAAAACAAAGGUGUAAAGCAAAGGGGUUUAGGGCAAAGCCUCUCUUGUAUGUACGGAUUUAAGCGGCAAGAAUUGGGGGUUGGGGUGGUGUUAGAUAAUUAUUGGAUUUUUCUGCCACACCCUUAACAUGACUGGAAAAUGAUGGAAACACCAAAUUUAAAAAUUCGUCUUUAAGGUUUAGAAGAUUAGAAGAUAAAUAAAGUGAAUUUUGCAUUAUUUUGUUGCUACUGACCACCAAAAAUUGCUUUUGCCGAAUCAAAGCAAAAUUUACCAAAGGAAAAUUUAGCCUUUAUGGAAUCCUGUAAGUAAAGAAGGAUUAAACUUUGUCUAGUAUACUUCAUUUUGAAAAAUCGUAACUAUUCCAAAAGCUUUCAUUAGUCAAUAAUAGUAACUAAUGGGGUUUUUUCUUUAAUUUCAUUGGCUACAAAUGGGGGUCAUUUUGUUUUUCUCCAAUUAGAGUGAACUGCUUUCAGUUAUAGUCAUAUUCUUUUCAAUUGGAUACGUUUCAGUUCAAUGGGAAACUAGAGAGUUUAAGCACAGGCGACGAUAACGAUACCGAUAACGAUAGAGUCUACUGUCAUCGUUUCCGUUAUCGUUGUGGUAUAAGUACAUUAAGCAUGGACACCCGUAGGGGACUGCAGCUCUACCGCAUGACACACUUCCUUGUUUGGCACGGAAGUCUAGUUUUGAAUGCCCCACAAAUGUUAAAAAUUAUUUAGCUAAAUAAAAUAUGACCGUAAAAAUGUUAAUUAAGUUCUUGCUGUCACACACAGCUUUGAUGUUAUCAAUGACGAAGAUCUUCCUCUUCUGUUGGAAUUACAAAAAGGCCUAAAUUUAUUCUGAAAGUUUCAUACUCCAUAUUUGCACUAUGAGAUAACUGAUACCGAAAAAGUUCCGAUUUGAGAAAAUAGAUUUUCAAUUUAAAUGAAUGAGUUUAUUUCCAACGUAGAGUUAUUAUAUACAAAAUACUACAAAGUUAACAAGAGCGUUUCUUCCUCCUUUUCUGCACAGCCUUCCUUCUUCCAGCCCUCGUCUACCAAAAUUUUGCUGUUAGGUCAUCUCGCAUUAAAGCUCAUCUCAUCUUGGGCAAAUGACAGUCAUUUGAAAUGUCCACUAAAACCUUGAAAAAAUUUGAGAGAUGGUGAAUACACGUUCCAGCCAAAACACGAACAAUCUUUUUCUCAACCUUGGUAGUUUAAGGUCGAAACCCUCAGAAAAUAACGACCUUGGUCGCUUGACACAAAUUUUAAAGAAUUUGUUUAAUAUUAGAGUAAUAAAAAAGUUUAAGUUCUCAAUCUUUGUUACCGAAUUUGCAGAAUUUUUAUUGAAUUUCAUCGCUGCAGCCUAUGUGAAUCUUUACAAUAUAGGUAGGCCCAAUUCCAUCAUGAAAAUAAAAUUAUGAAUCGCUUUAAACAAACAAGAGAAACAAAAAACUCACCCGCAUGAUUUGAGGCUUGAUAAUGAAGUGGCUGAUGAAGCUAUUUCCAGUUGAAAAUCCUCAUAAAACUCAGCAAAAUCCGUCACCGAAUCCUAUCGUUGUCACAGAACGAUACAUCAGAUUUCUAUCGUACUAGAACCAUGAGUGAGAACGAUAACGGAAGGGGAAUCUCCACUGACGCCUGCGCAUUAAGGUAAUAAAGCCUCCUAUCGUUAUCGUUAUGGUUAUCGUCGCCCUUGCUUAAACUGCCUACUAUCUCUCCAUUGGCCGACAACUAAAAAAUCAAUAGAGAGUGCGGGAAAAUAACCGACCCGAGCGAGACUCGAACCCACGACCCCUGACUUUGUACGUACAAAACAUGCCAAGAAUUGCAUUUACUGUUUAUUUUCAGUUUUAUCUACAUAUUGUAUAUAUUGUAUAAAUAUAGAUGUAUAUUGUAUUAUUAUAAAUUGUUAUUCUAAAAUGUAAUCUUAAAUUAGCCUCUUGCAAAAUGCUUGAGAAAUGGGGGCUUUUAAUUUAGCUCAAAUGCAUGGGGCAUUCUUUCUCUUUGCAGCUGUACUUACCUUAUCAUUAUGAUGUUUGAAGGUUUUUGAAGAGUUUUGCUAAAAUGGAUGCCUAUGAGCAUUAGAAGGAUUUGGCCAGAAGUUAUUUUCACGUUUUUGCUGAAUGGGGAAUUGAAUCGAACCUUUACUUUUCUUUCUCUGUCCAACCCUGCCUACGCAUACACGAUAUCAAGACCCCUAAAACGGCAAUUUUCAUAUUGGAGUGCCCGUGGCAUUCUUGGAACAUCAUCUAAUACUUUAUCUGGCAUGCUGCAACAACUCAGUUACGACUCCAAUGAAACGAAACCUAUCUUGAUGAAACAAAUGAACAUUCCUACCCACUGCAACUUGUAUAUUCUGUCAUUGAAACUAAUCAUGACUAACCCUGAACUGAUAGAUUUCUAAAUAUUGUUAGCAGGUCGGCAAUGCAGAUAAGCCAGUUAUAUGAUGCCUGUAAAAGAAAUUCAUAUAGUUGAAAAUUUAAAACAUAUUCAAUAUAAAUGAGGGGCUUAAAAAGAUAAUUAUGUGAAUAGUUGCAAUUCUUAUAACAAUUGAGAUGUACACUUGUUUUUACUUGAAAAUUAUCAUUGAGGUAAAUGAAGCACUUCGUUGAUAAAGCAUUUUUUGAUUGGCAACAGUAUAAAAGCUGUUGACCAGCAACGUAUUUACAUAAUACACUGCAGGUUUAAUUUACAAAAUGGUUAUUAUCUUGGUGCAUAAGCAUGUAACAUGCACUUGCCAAUUUUUAUUGAGAAAUACAGCAUUGUUACAGUCAAAAAAGUGUAUAGUGAUAUGUCCUAUAAAAUCAAAACUGGCUCAUUCUUUCAUGGCUUUCUGAAAUAUUAUCUUUAUGCUGUUUUAAUUAUUGAAGCUUGAACAGGGAAAAAAACAGAAAACCAGACUAUGUACUAGUUUUAAUGAUGUUCUUAAAGUGAAAGCAAAACUAUUAAAUAAUUUUUUCAUCUCUAGAAAUUUACAUAGUAUAUUCAGAAUGAUUGCAUCAUCCAAUUCAAAAAGGGUAGCAUUAACACAGAAAAAGGUAGAAAAUCUACAAUGUUUAACAAUAUUGUUCAAAGACACGUGUCAUUAGUAAUAACAAUCUUAAAUAUGUACAAAUCUACAGUGUUAAAACUUUACACCAAACAUCCUUAUUUUCUUUCUUUCCAAUAUAGGAUUAGGGGCAGCCAGGUUGGAAAAUAUGACGUGUGAUUUUGGCUAUGUGUAGCUACGAGCAACAGCACACUACUAGCUGUGACAUGCAAGCAAAGUCUUUUUAGGCAAAGCUGCAGGCUCACAAAUACAUGACUACAGUACAACAUACA